GGUGAAUUUGGGCAGUCAGAAAAGAUUGGCUGCCAGUGUGCUUGGCUGCGGCAAAAGAAAAGUUUGGCUUGACCCGAAUGAGGUAACUGAAAUUUCAAACGCAAACUCCCGUCAAAACAUUCGCAAACUCAUAAAAGAUGGUUUAAUCAUAAAAAAACCACAAACUAUCCAUUCUCGCUUCCGUGUCAGAGAAAAAUUAAAGGCAAAGCGUAAAGGUCGUCAUACUGGUCCUGGUAAAAGGAAAGGUACUUCUGAGGCCCGUAUGCCUACUGCAGUAUUGUGGAUGAGAAGGCAACGUGUACUAAGAAGGUUAUUGAGAAAAUAUCGCGAAUCUCGUAAAAUCGAUAAGCAUUUAUAUCAUCGAUUGUACAUGAAAGCUAAAGGUAAUGUUUUCAAAAACAAGCGUGUUUUGAUGGAAUAUAUUCAUAAAGCUAAGGCUGAAAGAGCUCGUACUAAAUUGCUCUCCGACCAAGCUGAAGCUCAUCGCCAAAAGGCCAAGGCUGCUCGUGAACGUCGUGCUAAUCGCCAAGCUCAAAAGAGGAUUGAAUUGCUUGGUUUAGACGCUGAAGAGGAGCAACCGCCAAAGAAACAAGAUCA
Molecule: messenger RNA, 597 nt
Organism: Acaulospora morrowiae
Lineage: Eukaryota; Fungi; Glomeromycota; Glomeromycetes; Diversisporales; Acaulosporaceae
Source: the annotation of a GenBank genome assembly